Molecule: messenger RNA, 2245 nt
Organism: Asterias rubens (European starfish)
Lineage: Eukaryota; Metazoa; Echinodermata; Asteroidea; Forcipulatida; Asteriidae
Product: transcription factor AP-1-like
Exons: 1
Coding region: 151-1119 (322 amino acids)
Biological process (GO): regulation of cell cycle; regulation of cell population proliferation; regulation of transcription by RNA polymerase II
Cellular component (GO): transcription regulator complex
Molecular function (GO): transcription factor binding; DNA-binding transcription factor activity, RNA polymerase II-specific; RNA polymerase II cis-regulatory region sequence-specific DNA binding
Source: RefSeq, a predicted model, not a curated record
UUCGCUUGCUAGUGAAACCACGAUAAAGCAGAGAGCUGCGACCAGCUAGUUCGAUACACACGUAAAGGGGAUUCCUCCUACAUUGUUUGUUCAUUCAGUGACUCAGCCAGCGUGUAACACCGUCGAUCCUGUACGGGGGCUAAACUGUUUAUGUCCCGGGAAAAACACGCUAGAAAGAUGGAGACCGUUCAGUUUUACGACGAUACACACAACCCAUGGCUCAACAAGAAAAAGACCAUGACGCUGGACCUAGUAAAUGGUGGACCAGUGAAGAAAAGAACCACGAUUGCUGUUCUUUCUACGCCAGACGUUCAAAUGUUGAAACUGGCCUCCCCAGAACUCGAAAAAAUGAUAAUCUCCCAGCAAGGAACGGUGUGUACCACACCGACACCAACACAGUUCAUCUGCCCCAAGAACGUUACCGAUGAACAGGCGGCGUUCGCUCAGGGGUUCGUCGAAGCCCUUCAGAGUUUACAUCAGGGGCAACCGAACUCACAAGGUGAAGGCGACGAUGACGAUCAAGACCAAGAGGACAACCAGAUUGCGUUCAUGCAGGUUAUCCAGCAAGCCCCGUCACAACAGAACUCAUGUAUUGUUACAACGGCGAACGCCACCGCCGCGGCGGCCCUGGAUUACAACCCCGCCAUGCACACCACCACAAGUCUGCCCGGUGCUACUGUGAGUUACCCAAGCCGAAGUUCCGCCAUCGCCUCGACGAUGUCCAUGUCAACAGUCGACACAACCGUCAUCAACAACGGGUGGUCGCAUGUACCGUCCCACAUCAAACAGGAGCCGCCAGAGCAGCCCCAAAUAGUACCCGUAUUCCAUGGGCAUGGUGCCACUCCUCCCUUGUCCCCCAUCAACAUGGAAUCGCAAGAGAGGAUCAAGGCUGAACGCAAACGGCUGAGGAACAGAGUAGCGGCUAGCAAGUGCCGACGACGAAAGCUUGAGCGUAUCUCCCGUCUUGAAGACAAGGUUAACGAUUUGAAAACACAGAACACAGAGCUUUCCACCACAGCCACAAAACUGAGGGAACAAGUAUGCCAACUCAAGCAGAAUGUAAUGGAACAUGUGAAGAGCGGUUGUCAAGUCAUGCUUGCACAACAACUUGCUUUCUAAACUGAUAAUGUACACUGCUGAACUCUUGUAAAUAAUGGAACAGUUUCAUCUUUAAAAAAAUAUAUGUAAAUAUUUGUCAAAGGUUUUCUUCUUGAGUUGGAAAUUUUAAAGUACUGAACGUUGGGGCGGGCCUCACGUGCUGGAAAAAAGUGCUGAGGAUGAUUCAAAACUGCAUGGUGGAGCAAAUUUCCAACUUAAGACAUGUUAUUGUUAUGCGAGAUAUCGUACAUAAAUUUAAGCCAUAAAUUGUCGUUUUACUACAAGAAAUGGUACAAUUAAAAUACAAAUCCGUAGGAUUUUUAAACCAAAUCUCUUGUUAAAUCUUCUGAAGAAUUGCUUUCAAAGUCUUUUUAAUAAAGGCGCACUUAUCCGCAUAUUUGAUUAGGAGUAGAGGAAUGGGGUUGUGAACAAAGACCAUUCGACCUUCGCGCAUGCAUAAAUGAGCUACUAUCGAUCGAUUUCGUACUGGGUAGAACGUGCAUAUUUUACCGUCGCCACACACACCGACCGGACCGUACAGUACACCAGUCAGUGCAUUGAAACCGCCGGCCCAACAUGCUAGCCUGUUUCCGCCGCAUGAAUUUUGCGAUAUAAAUUUAUGACCAAGUCUGCAUGGACUGAGCGAUCGCCUCCGGCCAUGCGUUUGCAACCUAGCUAUUUCAGACGCUUUUGGGGGUGAAAACUUGAAUUUUAAUUAAAAAAUACCCGUUGACAUAGCCAGCUAAUACAACCCUCUUUCGGAGGUUGCGGUUGGUGUAUGUUUUUGCAGGCGAUGUGUGCUGAUAAUAAUACGUUGUGGCCUCUGUAAUUUUAUGCACAGUUCAUGCCAGUAUUUUAUUUGGGGUCAUGUCAUUGACCCAGAAGGAAUUUAUUAUUGUACAAGGACAGACGAUUAUUGUUGUCUCUCGCGAGGACAGAUUGCCGCAGGAACAGGGUUUAAAAUCCUGAUGGUUUACAGGGUUGAGGGUUUUUGGCGAGGUGAAACAAACAAUUGAAUGAUCAUUAAUCCACUCUAUGGGUUAAAGUCUGCAUGAUAAAUUGAAGUAAACAUUGCCAAUAUUAAUGUAUACUGUUUAUGACAUAUUUUCUGCUUUAAAUCAUAAUAUCAUUUGCUUGUUUUCAAAAG